AUGGCAUUGACCGCCACCAACUUGAUUCCGAUUAGGUGCCUACCUGUUUUAUUCGGCAGUGUGAAUAUCCAUGCCAGAGCACUUCCUUCGUAUCUGGCCGUCCUGCGAUUGCUCCGAAUCUACAACGCUCAAAGCUCUGCGGAGUCUGCGGAAAGCCGCUACGUCAUGGAGUGGACAAGAAGGCACGAGCAGGGACUCCCUGGCGAUCACCAGAAUCAGGGGGGCUGGGGUGCGCGGACACGCUAUGUGCCUUCCAGUUACAAAGCAAGCACCAGCCAGGCCAUCACUGCCGGCUGGCUGAUGUCUGGUCCUCUUGUCAAAAAGAGAGCACUGGAAUCAAACAGCCGCCCGCAAGCGUCUGGUGGGUGGGUUUCGGGUUUCCAAGCUCCGAUGGCUGAAAAUGGCCGGCCAUUGACCAGACGCUUGCCAAGGCUCCAGGCUGCGCUGCACUGCACCGCACUGCACUGCACUGCACGACAGCCGGCACCGACGAAGCCGACGCAGCAGCCACUUGCACGACGGGCGCGACAGAAAACGGCCAUGCCUGGAAAACGCCCGCCUUGCCAAAACCCGCCGCCUUCAAAUGACAAGCAGUUCUGCUCCCGAGAGGAGAGCAAGAGCCCAAAAGGCUUUGUCGGCCAAGCAGACACGGACCGAGCUUGCCUGCAUUGCAUGUCCACCAUGACGAGGCGACAAGACACAGUCAGCAGUCCGCACAUCUCGUCCCUUCUGCCCUUCCCACCCGACGCGCGAUGCAGACUCCCAUCCGUGCCCCCCCCCCAGGGAAACAAACAGGGCUGA
Messenger RNA from Ustilaginoidea virens, 801 nucleotides. RefSeq lists its product as uncharacterized. Lineage: Eukaryota; Fungi; Ascomycota; Sordariomycetes; Hypocreales; Clavicipitaceae. The record is from RefSeq and is a predicted model, not a curated record. Bases 1 to 801 code for a protein of 266 amino acids. The transcript has a single exon.